AUGGACGCUGAGUCGCUUUUGCAGUGCUUUGCCUGCACCUUGGAUCCGAAUGCUGCUGUGAGAGCCGAGGCCGAACAGCACCUGAAGCGGGAAAGUAGCCGACCGGGCUUUCUUGCCGCUUGUUUGGAUAUAAUUGCGUCUAAUAAUAUCCCCGAUAAUAUCAAGAUGUCUACAUCGUUGUAUUUUAAGAAUAAAAGCGUUUACGGAUGGAGCGGUAAUAGCGCUAACAGAAACGAGGCACUGAAUUUCGAAAUAGAUAAUGACGAGAAGCCCGUUAUCAAGGAUUCGUUGAUCAGCACUAUGUUAGAAUGCUCGAAGAGCUCUCCGGGCUGUAUAAGAGUGCUUAAGUCUGCCUUAGCGGUCAUAAUAGCCGAAGAGUACCCCCAUGGGCGGUGGAACUCACUGCUUCCAAAGGCUCUGGAGCUACUGUCCACCGAUGAUAUGGAUGCAGCUUACGUGGGGCUGCUAUGUCUUUCGGAGAUUUUUAGAACUUAUCGAUGGAAGGAUAAUGACUCUAGACAGGAGUUAGAGCAUCUGAUCCCUCGAUAUUUCCCGGAUUUCCUUCGCUAUGCUAAUGAGCGCCUUUUGAAUGAAGGAAGGAAUAUGGAUAAUCGAAAGAUUGGCGAAAUGUUAAAACUUCUCUUGAAAAUUUACAAGUUUGUUACCUAUCAUGAUCUCCCUUUCACACUGCAGAAAAACGAAAUGCUGAUACCAUGGGCCAACCUCUUCGUUGCCAUUGUCCAAACGCCUCUUUCUCAGCAGACCUUGUUCAUCGAAGAUAAGGAAACCAGAAAGCAAAAUCCAUGGGUCAAGUGCAAGAAGUGGUCUUACGCUAUCCUUUAUAGACUCUUUCAAAGAUAUGCUUCAGAUUCGCUGACGAGGAAAUUCGACUACAAUGAGUUUAAAGUGAUGUUUCGCGACGAGUUCUUUCCAAGCUUCCUGCAAUUACUGUUUCAGCAGGUCGAGCAAUGGGGCAGUGGCCAAUUGUGGUUGAGCGACGCCUGUAUCUAUUACAUCCUAUCUUUCAUCGAACAGGCAAUAGUUCAAAAGCACACAUGGAAACUUAUAAAAGAGCAUUAUGACACUAUUCUGGAAUAUAUCAUUUUUCCUUUACUUACUCCUGAUGAAGAUUCUCUUGAUAGCUUCGAAAACGACCCACAGGAAUAUAUCCAUAGGAACUUGGAGUUGUGGGACGACAGUUAUUCGCCGGAUCUCGCCGCUGCAUCUCUCUUAACCACAGCGGUCAACAAGCGUGGAAAGUCCACUUUAGAGCCUACCUUGAAGUUUGUCAUCAGCAAGUUGCAAGCCAAUGUUGGGGACUUACCGAACUUGCAGAGUGCAGUGAAAGUGGAGUCAUGUUUAAGGAUUUUUUCCUGCAUUAUCGAUCGCUUAACGGUCAAUAAUUCUCCCUACAUGGGACAAAUGGGAAAUUUCCUUAAGGACUUUGUUUUCCCAUUUUUCAAUUCACCCCACGGAUUUCUGAAAGCUCGUGUAUGCGAGAUAUGCUCAAAAGUUGGAGAUGUUGAUUUUGAUGAUUCCACGAUGAUCGGCGAUAUCUACUCUGGCAUCAUGCGCUGCUUGAACGACGAAACAAGCGCCCUUCCGGUUCAAUUGCAGGCGGCAUUAGCACUUCAAACUUUUAUACAUGAUGACAAGUUCCAACAGGCGCUAUCCACUGUUGUCCUACCGACCAUGCAAAAGCUACUGUCUUUGUCAAAUGAGUUUGAGUCCGAUACAAUUUCUGGCGUUAUGCAAGAUUUUGUAGAGCAAUUCGCGGAACAGCUACAACCAUUUGGUGUAGAAUUAAUGAAUACUCUGGUUCAGCAGUUUUUGAAACUUGCCAUUGAUCUCAAUGAGGCAGCAAGCGUGGAUCCCAAUUGCCUUGCAGAGUCAGAGGAAAUACCUGACGAAACGGACAAGCAGAUGGCUGCUCUUGGGAUACUUUCAACAACGAUUUCCAUUUUGCUUUCCUUCGAAAGUUCUCCAGAGAUUGUCAAAAAUUUAGAGCAGUCAUUUUACCCAGCGGCCGAGUUCAUUCUAAACAAUAACAUCGAGGAUUUUUACCGCGAGUGCUGCGAGUUCGUAGAGAACUCGUCAUUUUUGCUGAGAAGUAUAAGCCCGAUUUCUUGGAAAAUACUUGAACUCAUCGGCCAAGCUAACAGGAAGGAAGAUAGCAUGAUAUCGUUUUACUUGGAAGACUUCAUGGUUGUUUUAAACAACUAUCUGAUGUACGGUAAGGAAGAGCUGAAGAAGAACGAAUUCUACAGCAGAAUUGUGUGGGAAAUAUAUCAGAAAUCUGCCAUCACCGAGGAUUCUGAUCUUGACGAACUGGUUAUAACCUUUGAUUUGGCCCAAAAACUCAUGUUAGCGCUUGAAGAUCGUCUGCCGCCGCAUCAUAGACAAAAGUUCCUUGAAGACGCCAUGAAAGCUAUCGUGCAAGAGAAAAAAAUACUGAGGAAGAACGUAGUCUUCGGUGUUACCGCUUUCAACGUGAUCAUCGCUAGUGUCAUUUCUUCUCCAUUGCUUACUUUGCAGUUUUUGCAACACCACAAUUGUCUGGAAUUAUUCUUCGAGACGUGGCUUUCGUUCUACGCUCCAAACGUCAAGAGGACAUAUGAUAUCAAGCUAUCAAUUCUGGCAUUACUGAGUAUGAUGUGCCAAAUCACCCCCGAAAGCUUCGCCCAGUUAUCAAUGGAAUCGGUAGUCCAGAUUCUCCCUUCGACGAUGAUCGGGCUGAUAUCGAGGUUCCCAGCGGCAUUGCAACAGAUGGAGGCAAGACGAAAGGAAUACACAACAGACUCUUUUAAAGCUGAAUCCUUCAACGAUUGGGAAAAUGACGAAGAAGCUUAUGAUGACAACGAGGUCGACGGCGAAGAGCACCUAAGGGAGCAACUGGAGCUCUUGAAAGGCGACUCCGACGUUUUAAACUUUGUUAACGGGCAAUCUUUUACUGAUGGUGAAGAUUUCGAUAGCCUAGAGGAAGAUCCACUGACGGGCUCCAUAUUAGAUCCAAUCAACAUUUACGACGUCCUCAAGACAUCCAUGGAGAGCCUGCGGGAGUCAAGCAAUGGCUCUUACACGGCAAUAAUAGAGGGCAUGACGCCUGACGAUCGCAACGUCCUGUCGCAGCUGUUGCUCCUGUAA
Torulaspora globosa is the source of this 3144-nucleotide messenger RNA. It is a transcript of the gene NMD5, whose product is annotated as Nmd5p. The record is from RefSeq and is a predicted model, not a curated record. NCBI's taxonomy places the organism in Eukaryota, Fungi, Ascomycota, Saccharomycetes, Saccharomycetales, Saccharomycetaceae. The transcript has a single exon. Gene Ontology annotation, cellular component: nuclear envelope; cytosol. Bases 1 to 3144 code for a protein of 1047 amino acids. Gene Ontology annotation, molecular function: small GTPase binding. Gene Ontology annotation, biological process: regulation of GTPase activity; protein import into nucleus.